CCUUUCUCAACUUCACAUCUGAUACCUACUUACCCCUUUACCUUUGUACCAACCACCUGAGCACACUUCUGUCCUCGCUUACCCUUCACUCGUUUGCCUGAUUGGCUCAUUGUACGAGGACACCAUCCCCCAAUCACCCACAUGUCAACCCUUCAUCUUUACCGAUCGCUCCUCCGUGAACUCCGACUAGCCUCUAAGCAGCCAAGGAGAAUACGCAAUCCUGUCGUUCAGCAACAUCUGAGAGAGUUGAUCCAAGAGCAAAGACCAGACAUGGUGGAGAAGAUGUUGUCGGAGACUAGGGACUUUUUGAGAGCUUCGAGGAUACAUGCUGAACUUCUCAAACGGUAUAACCCUCUACAUGACAUGACUGAAGAAGAAAAAAUUCGUGCUACGGCCCGAAGAGUUGGUCUCAACACUCCAAAAGAAUAUAUCGAAGAGUAGUUAGGUACAUUUGCAUCGUAUCCACAUACAUCUCGGACGGAGACUCACUUUUCUCUCACUGAUUGCCACCAUGGCUCUCUAAGAACAUGGCCGGUGGCCGUGGACAAGGGAGAAGACGCCUGAUGAAUGAUUUAUUUAGAAGGCCAAGCCUCAUGGGCUGACCAACGUCAUCAGUUCUGAAUAAGCAAUUCCAAAUCCAUUCGGCCGUGACCUCCCUCAUCGAGACUUCCAGCAUCGCCUCUCUUUCCUUUGUGUUGAUGUGGGUAAUACAAAAUUCGAAGACCAGUAGACACCUCUGACGCCAUUCGAACUUCUAAACUCACGUCAUCGGUGACCGAUCAC
Messenger RNA from Tremella mesenterica DSM 1558, 783 nucleotides. RefSeq lists its product as uncharacterized. Lineage: Eukaryota; Fungi; Basidiomycota; Tremellomycetes; Tremellales; Tremellaceae. The record is from RefSeq and is a predicted model, not a curated record. The transcript is spliced from 4 exons. Gene Ontology annotation, biological process: mitochondrial proton-transporting ATP synthase complex assembly. Gene Ontology annotation, cellular component: mitochondrial matrix. Bases 142 to 441 code for a protein of 99 amino acids.